AAUUUUUUGCAGAAAAAAUUUUAUUUGUGCAAUUUUUGAUUUGAACGUUUGGCUCUUGCUAUUUAUAUAACAAAUUGAUGGCUAUUUUGAAUUCCAAAAGAUUCUCAUUACGUACCUCGUACGAAUGAACUGGCAAAGAAAGUCAAGCUUAAUAAGCAUUUGUAAGUUUUGCCACCCAGAUGAAAUAAUUUCUUUUAAAAAAGCUUGUAAGAUAUAACAUAGCAGGCUUCUACUAUGGUGUUUGUGGGAGUGGCAAAUGGAUGACACAGUCUGCCACCAUCUGUUGAAUGUCAAAUAAGCACAGUAGGACCCAUACUGUCAGGAUUUAGGUGUGAUUUGAAACGUCAUGGAUUUUCCGGUACAUCUGCGUCACGAUAUAGCGCCAAAAAAGCGGCGCGAUGAAAAAUGCGUACGUCUGAAAUAAAUAAACUUUGCGAAAAAACUACAGUGAAUUGACUUUCCAUAUUUUAGAGACUAAACGAGGAGUUAUCCGUCUAUUGAAAAACUGUAAGCUUUUGUCAAUGCACUGUACAGAGUUAAUUGGCUAAAUAAACUCUUAUCUUACAGUUAUUUCUCUCAAAUCCAGAACACUGAAAAAUUGACGUGUCCGAAAAUGCUUUUGUAUAGCGAGGGACUAUAUUGAGAGGAAAUUGUUUCCAAAUACGAAAUUGGCUUAAAAUUAAUAAAAUGGUCAUAUAUAUAUCCAGGUUUUAGAUUUUGAAGGGAAUUUCCCGAAUUUCUCUCUAGUUGAGGAAUAGUGGCCAAAGUUACGAUGUUUCCAAGGUCAAAUUUUACCGCUCAGUGCGACUUUGAUGAACGCAAGCUCAGUCUGAACGACAAAAUUUCAGUAGAAGGCUACAUGAAUAUAAAGUCUACAUACCCCACAAUCAUAAUAUCGUAUUAGACUUGCUAAGUUUGCAUUUAUUUGAAGUAUAUAGCCAUUUUUCGACCAAGUUUAAAUUUUUACAAAAUUUGAGCCCGACGUUACGUCCUGGCGCGAGAAAACGACGUUAUAUCACUCUGCAUCGACAGUAUGUGUCCUACUGAGCAGUUUCUGACAGUUUAGGAUCAUGGCUAACAAAAUAUAAAAAUGAACAAAAAUAUAAAAGGGGAAAUAUCCUUUAAUAAGAUUAAAUAUGCAAAAAAAAAAAUAAAUAAAUAAAUAAAAAAAUUGCUGCUUUUUUGACUUUCUGUUAUAUGUUUUGAUGGCCAUUUUGACUUUUUUGCUGAAAGUAACACACUUAACUGUAUUCACUAGUCCCACUGUGCUCUGCUAAUAGGACAAACAUUUAAAGAAGCUCUUGAUAAAGUAUACCCGGCGACUUCUGGUCGUUUUUCUAUUUUUCCUCAUAAAUUGACAGCCAUAUUGAUAAAUGCUCAAUGUUUCAGAAGUAGCAACCACGCUAAUUUUGCUUCUUUUGACAUGAAGAAUGCAUUUCAACAAAAAAAGUUUAGGAAAAAACACUGCAGGGUUAGCGUUCUGGCUUCUUGACUAACUGGGUCAUCCAACAUCUCAAAUUAUGGCAACUGGAUCUUUAGUCUGCUUAGAUGACUUCGAGAAAUAUGCCUUUGGUAAACUUGAUAGAAAUGCGUUAGACUACUACAGAAGUGGCGCAAAUGACGAGCAGUCUCUCAGGGAUAACAGAGCUGCAUUUGGAAGGUAUAGAUUUCGGCCACGGUUUUUACAAAAAGAUGUCUCAAAGAGAGACUUGUCCACCAGGAUCCAAGGGCAGCCAGUUGACUUCCCUGUAGGAAUCGCGCCCACAGCCUUGCAAAGGAUGGCACACCCUGAUGGAGAGGUAGCCACUGGAAGGGCUGCAGCUGCAAUGAAAACCUGUAUGGUUCUCAGCACAAUGGCUACCUCCAGUAUAGAAGAAGUGGCCCAGGCAUCUCCAGAGGGUCUGCGUUGGUUUCAAAUCUGCAUCUACCGUGAUCGGGAAGUGACUAAAGAACUAGUGAGAAGAGCAGAGCGCAGUGGAUACAAAGCUUUGGUUUUAACUGUUGACACACCCAUGUUUGGGAGAAGACUGGCUGAUACUAGAAAUAAGUUUACCUUGCCUCCACAUCUCAGAAUGGCUAAUUUCAAGCAAGCAGAUUAUAAAUCUGACGGAGUGAAAGGAAGGAAAGGGUCAGGUCAGAGUAAAUUUGCUGCCUCCCUCUUAAAUCCGUCUUUGAAAUGGACUGACGUAAGGUGGCUGAAACAGUUCACAAAACUUCCUAUUAUUGUGAAGGGCAUUCUCACAGGAGAGGAUGCAGUUGAAGCAGUGAGAACAGGUGUAGACGGCAUUGUUGUAUCUAAUCAUGGAGCAAGACAGCUGGAUGGUGUGCCUGCAACGAUUGAUGUUUUACCUGAGGUGGUGCGUGCCGUGAAUGGCCAGUGUGAAGUCUACUUGGAUGGGGGUGUCAGAACAGGCACAGAUGUACUAAAAGCUCUGGCAUUAGGAGCUAAAGCAGUUUUCAUUGGUAGACCUGCACUGUAUGGGCUGGCCUAUGAUGGUGAGGCAGGUGUGAAGACAAUUCUCCAGAUUCUAAGAGACGAGCUAAGCUUAGCCAUGGCCCUAGCAGGUUGUGCCAGCUUAUCUGACAUUAACAGUUCUUUGGUGGUGCAUCAGUCAUAUUAUCUUCAUCCAAAACUGUAAACUGACACAAGCAAGGGGUUGUCUACUAAUGGUACAAGACUGUGAUAACACAGAGAUUUGAUGUGUUUUCAGCCCAAGCCCAAAUUCAUCCAAUUUAAUGAUCACCCUGUAAUACACACUUCCACAUCAUUCUUCAUUAAAAAAGUCCAGAGUUGGCAAAUGGCCACAUAACCAUGAAAAGUAUCAAAAUUUUAGUAGCAUUUUUUAGAAUUUUAUGUUUUUACAUACAUGAAGAUAAUAUUUAGUGAAAAAUUUAAUCAUAUAUGAUAAUGAUGCAUUGUGUGGCCAGUACUACAUCAUUUAUGGUACUUUUACCAAUUGGAGGAAUGAAUAAAUAGGUCACUUUACAACCAAAAUUUUGAAGAAUGUGCAGUUUUAAAGCUAUUUUUGGCAGAACAAAGGAUUGAUUUAUUUUAUGACUUGGCAUGUUGAAUUUAUUUUAGUUGUUUUCGAAACUUGUGGAAGUGGUUUGUAUGCGUCGCUUGAUAUCUCAAUUACUUUAUAUGUGUAUCUUUUUAUAAAUGUUUUUUUCCACUGUAUUCACAUAACUUAUAUAAUUAUUUCAUAGUAUUCACAUAAUCUAUUGAAAUUUAAAGUAUAAAUUAUUUUUUCUUAAACUUUGAUGUUCUUCAAGGCUUCUUUGUUUAUACAUAUAAAUUGUAAAAGGAUAUUUACACAAAAAAAUACUUUUUCAUUAAACACCCAGUUUCAAUGCUUAAAUAAUGUGGUUGAUAUAGCAGGCACAAUGGUACAUUUUGUUGAACAUUAAUUUUACAUGUACCAGCACAUCUGUUAUGAUUCUAAUAAAGAAACAUUAUGUAAACAAG
Molecule: messenger RNA, 3466 nt
Organism: Lingula anatina
Lineage: Eukaryota; Metazoa; Brachiopoda; Lingulata; Lingulida; Lingulidae
Product: 2-Hydroxyacid oxidase 1
Molecular function (GO): FMN binding; oxidoreductase activity
Source: RefSeq, a predicted model, not a curated record